GUAACGAGUUUCGAUGCGUGCGAACGCUGGUUGAGUCGCGGUUGUUGUUCAGUCCUUCUCUUUGUUUCUGCAGCGAUAACAGUGACAGAACGCGACACCGGACGCCUCGAAACGCCAGGAUGUCUGCGCCCUCGCUGGGCCGCUUUGUCCCUCGCCGAUUCCUCCUGCCCGAGUACCUGCCCUACGCCGGGAUCUUCCACGAGCGAGGGCAGCCCGGGCUCGCCACACACUCCUCUGUCAACAGGGUGCUCGCAGGGGCGUCGAUCGGGGACGGUCAGUCUGCGGUCGCCAGCAACAUCGCCAACACCACGUACCGCCUGCAGUGGUGGGACUUCACCAAGUUUGACCUUCCUGAGAUCAGCAAUGGUGAACGUUCUCUAAAGUUGAGCACGCACAGAGAAUGGGACGCUCCCCGCGCUGCAGCGUCCACGUUCCAGAAAACAAAAGUGAGUGCUGAGCUCGGAUCCAGGACGAGCUCCACAUCCCGUCGUUUAGGAAAAGCUGGUUUGACGCAGCUUUGCUGUGACAUGUGCUUCAGCUGCGGUGUGUCUGUGUUUCAGAUGGUGUUCAACGUGGUCUACCCCAUGGCUCCGGACCAGAGGCGCCACGUCAGCAUCAACUCUGCUCGCUGGCUGCCGGAUCCAGGGAUGGGACUGGCUUACGGAACCAACAAGGGAGACCUGGUGAUCUGCCGGCCUGUGUUCUAUCGAAGCGACGGCGAGAGCCCCAGCGAGUCGAGCAGCGAGCCACUGUUCAGCGUCAACAACAGCGGAACGAGCCGGAGCCGAGGCUCCGACAGGCCGGGGUGA
Neolamprologus brichardi is the source of this 809-nucleotide messenger RNA. NCBI's taxonomy places the organism in Eukaryota, Metazoa, Chordata, Actinopteri, Cichliformes, Cichlidae. The record is from RefSeq and is a predicted model, not a curated record.